This is a messenger RNA of Mytilus trossulus (common blue mussel), 2305 nucleotides long. RefSeq lists its product as uncharacterized. Gene Ontology annotation, molecular function: zinc ion binding. NCBI's taxonomy places the organism in Eukaryota, Metazoa, Mollusca, Bivalvia, Mytilida, Mytilidae. The transcript is spliced from 2 exons. Bases 66 to 1745 code for a protein of 559 amino acids. The record is from RefSeq and is a predicted model, not a curated record.
AUUUUAUUUAUACUUUUAUACUUCCUGGUCCUUGAUAUCACCUCUUGAAUCAGGUCAAGACUUAAAUGGCAUCAUGCAGCACAGUUGCAUGUGGUGUUUGUGACUCUCAGCACACGACAACAAAUGCUGACUACUGGUGUCCUGAGUGUGACGAAGGGCUGUGCUCCCAAUGUCUGAAGUAUCACAAUGCAUCGAAAGCCUUGCGUAACCAUGAUGUUAUAUCUGUCGACAACUAUAAACAAUUACCUCCCUCGAUAGCCAAUAUAUCGACAUACUGUACACAGCAUGAAAGAAAAUUCCAAAAUUAUUGUUCGCAGCAUGCAAGUAUCUGUUGUCCGCAGUGUGUUCAAUCCAACCAUGCUAAUUGUGUUGGGAUAUUAUCGCUGGAGAAUGUCAUACAGACAGCAAAGACUUCUGUCUUGUUGGAAACAAUUGAUCAGAAUCUGAGAGAUAUCAAAAUAAAUAUCGAAAGAGUUGUAAAAGAUAGGACACAAAAUCUUGUUGAAAUCAAGAAACAAAAGCAGAAAUUUCAUGAUGAAAUAAAACAGGUCCGUAACCAAAUUAACGAGCACCUUGACAACCUAGAACAACAGAUUCUUCAGGAUCUACAUGCAGCAGAAGACAAAAUAAAAUCACAAAUAAAUGACCUACUAGGAAAACUUACUGAACAUAUGGAAAAGUUGGAUCUAUUACAAACUAAUAUGUCAGCUUUGAGAGAAUAUGCGUCAGACCUACAGACAUUUCUUGGAAGUAAAAUGAUUGAAACCGAAAUUAAGAAACAUGAAUUAUCUAUGCAGUCGUUAUAUAAGGACGAUUGUUUACAGAAGAUUGAUUUGAAUUGUAAAAUUGAAGACAAGAUAUCAGAUGUGUUGUCUACUGUUUCUUCAUUCGGUUCAAUAUCUGUUGAUGCAAGUUCUCCGUUGGUGGAAAUGCAGACAGACAAAGCGGAACAAGCACAGAUAAGAACAUUUAGUCAUGCACCACCUACGAGUAUCAAUGAUAUCAAAAUUACAUUAAAAAGUAAACUAGAUUUUUCUUUUGUCAUAGGUUGUGCUUUUUCUAGUAAUGGAGACAUCUUCAUGGUCAGCUACGAAAAGAAAUGUCUUCUGGUCUUAAAGGAAGUUGGAACAUUGCAAAGUAACAUACCUUUGUCAAAUCCAAACCCAGUAGAUGUUACUUGUAUCGAUGACAAGUCAGUCGCGGUUUCAUUUCCGCAUUCAAAACAAAUUCAAAUCAUCAACAUUUCAACAAAAACAAUUGAAAGAACGAUAAAAACAACCAGUAACUGUUUCGGUAUAUCUUAUAGAGAUGACUACUUAUAUUUUAAUACUGGCUCAGGUAUACAGAAAGUAAAUGUGUCAGGCAAUUGCUCUCCUACUUUUAUUAAAGAAGACACAAUGUCAUUCUUUUGUUUUAUAACAACAUCCACAGACAAGAUAUUUUAUACCAAUCCCUCCAACUCGACCGUUACUUGCUGCUCGUUGACUGGAGAGAAGAUGUGGGAAUACAAAGAUCAAUUAGUUUGUAAUUAUCCUCGAGGAAUAGCUGUAGACAAAACCUCAAACGUUUAUAUCGCUACAGUUAACAGUAGUAUAUUUGUUUUGUCGCCCGAUGGAAAAAAAGCAAGAAAGCUGAUUGCAAGUAAAGACCAACUAAGUAGUACUUAUGGACUCGCGUUUGAUGUAAAGAACGAACAUUUGUUGGUUGCGAAUGUUAAUGGGCCUAUAUUGUACAAACUCAAUUAGAACUCAAUUCUUAUUACGCGGUUUACAACUACAAACGAAACAGUGUAAAGAUACUAAAAUCGGCCUGAAAGGUUUUCAAAUGACAUCAUUUUCAAACAGAAUAUUAUGUGUUUCUUUGCCAGAUUAAUUGCUUUAAGCGAAACUAUUAUGUAUGGAAAUACACUUUUACACGUGAUUAGCUAAUUGCCCGAUUUUAUAAUUAAUGGUGAUUAUUUUUCAAUACGUCAAAAGGAGAAGAGUCAGUUAAACCUAUUUUUAUUUUGGUAUUUAGUUUCAAUAAAAAAAAAAGAUUGGUAAUUCUGUGAAUUUGAUUGUUUGGAAGUAUAUUACUCGCUAAUACCACAUUUUCUGUAUGUAGUUAAAACAUACACAGACUAUUUAUACUAGCAAAAAAAAAAAAAAAACUUGCUUUGUCAAGUUUUCCUGCAAAUAUAAACAUUAUUCCCUAAAAUUGACUUUUUGUUUUAAAAUUCGUAUUAUUGAAAAAAUUGUCAAUUAAAAAUUGAUAAAUUUGUAGAGACUUUUAAGAUAGCUACUACAAUAAACAAAUCAUUCUUUUU